UGCGCGUUUUAACAAGUUUGCAGGGUUGUGUGUGUGUGUGUGUGUGUGUGUGGUGACGGGGGAGAGAAGCGAAAACCGCAGGAUCAGUUACACUUUAAAGGAGCAAGGAAGAGCGAGCAACUGCUAUCAGCCAAUUGGGAGAAUCGAAAGAAGAGAUUGUGGUAAGAAAGAAAAAAGUAUUUGGAUGGGAAAGAAAAGCCAAGAUGAGAGAGUUAAGCUGAUGCUGGUGAUCAAGUGUCUUUAUUUGUAAGAAAGAAAGAGAAGGAUCGGGCUUGCUUGAAACCAACGUGUGCGACUAUACAAGUGAUAGAAAAGCCUUUUUUUAUUAUUUUAUUUUUUCAAAGUUAUUUUCUUUUAAUUACUAUUAAACACGAUGGUUUCAGUGCUGGAUAAACCGGCUCCUGCGCUGAUUAUUCUAUGGGGUUGCUGCGUCCUGGCGCAAAGCCUGCUGACCAACUUUACCUUGGACAACGAGGUGCACUCCAGCUUCAUCCACCGGAGACUGAAGAGCCAGGAGCGCAGGGAGAUGCAGCGGGAGAUCCUCUCCAUCCUGGGGCUCCCCCACCGACCCCGGCCGCACCUCCACGGCAAGCACAACUCGGCCCCCAUGUUCAUGCUGGAUCUUUACAAUGCCAUGUCCACCGAGGAAGAGGAGGAGCACUUCUCCUAUCCGUACAAGCCGAUCUUCACGACGCAGGGACCCCCGUUGGCGACCAUGCAGGACAGCAACUUUCUUAACGAUGCUGACAUGGUCAUGAGCUUUGUCAACCUGGUGGAGCAUGAUAAGGAAUUUCUGCCAGUGCGCCGGCACCACCGAGAGUUCCUCUUCGACCUGUCUCGUAUCCCCGAGGGUGAAGCCGUCACUGCCGCGGAGUUCCGCAUCUACAAGGACUUCAUCCAUGAGCAAGUCCACAAUGAGACCUUCCUCAUCAGCAUCUACCAAGUGUUGGAGGAGCACCCCGACAGGGAGUCUGAGCUGUUUCUCCUGGACUCAAGGGUGAUCUGGGCUGCUGAGGAUGGAUGGCUGGUGUUUGAUAUCACCGCCACAAGCAACCACUGGGUCCUGAGCCCUCAUCACAACCUGGGGCUUCAGCUGGCAGUGGAGAGCAUGGCUGGUCGAAGCGUGAACCCCAAGGUGGCAGGGCUGAUCGGGCGGCAGGUCUUCUCCUCCUCCAUCUGUGAAAACACAACCAACAUCAUUACUUACCUGCGGGAACUGGAUUCAAACCACCGUCUUCAGAGAGAGAAGGCCAUGGGAUUAGCCCACUGCACCACCAGCUCCUACAGGAAAGCAGUGUUUAACCCGGAUUAUCGCGUAAAUUCUUUGAAAAUAAAAGAAGGAACCACCUGGAUCUGA
Polyodon spathula (Mississippi paddlefish) is the source of this 1357-nucleotide messenger RNA. Its product is annotated as bone morphogenetic protein 7-like. NCBI's taxonomy places the organism in Eukaryota, Metazoa, Chordata, Actinopteri, Acipenseriformes, Polyodontidae. The record is from RefSeq and is a predicted model, not a curated record. The transcript has 5 exons. The coding region runs from base 374 to 1357 and encodes 327 amino acids. Gene Ontology annotation, molecular function: cytokine activity. Gene Ontology annotation, biological process: SMAD protein signal transduction. Gene Ontology annotation, cellular component: extracellular region.